Messenger RNA from Gallus gallus (chicken), 5877 nucleotides. It is a transcript of the gene TLK2, whose product is annotated as tousled-like kinase 2. Bases 1075 to 3438 code for a protein of 787 amino acids. The record is from RefSeq and is a predicted model, not a curated record. Gene Ontology annotation, cellular component: nucleus. Gene Ontology annotation, biological process: intracellular signal transduction; chromosome segregation; peptidyl-serine phosphorylation. Gene Ontology annotation, molecular function: protein serine/threonine kinase activity; ATP binding. The transcript is spliced from 22 exons. NCBI's taxonomy places the organism in Eukaryota, Metazoa, Chordata, Aves, Galliformes, Phasianidae.
GGGGUCAGGCGGAAGGGCCGCGGCCUGUGCGUGCCCCGAGGCGGCGGAGCGAGGCCUGGGCCGCGGGUGCUCGGCGCAACGCGAGGCCCCGCGGGCUCCGGUAGAGUGUUGGGGAGGGUAAGAGCGGGGACGGCCCGGCCGCGGCCCGGGGGAGCGCGGGGGCUGCGGUGAGGAGGUGAAGGGGUGGGCACGGCCUUUGGAUCCCCGGCCUGGGAGUGAGGCAGUGACGGGAGGAGGCAGGCCGAGGCGGUGCAGCGGCUGGCGGCGGGGCAGGCUGCUCCUCACCCGCUGCUCGCCCAACGCGUGCCCGUGUUUGGAGAGAGGGGCCGCGCGUCGCCCCUCGGAGCCGUCGGGAGGAGGGCAGGGAGGGAAUGCCGUCUGCUGCCGGCAGGGAGGGAGGGAGGGAUGGAUGGAUGGAUGGAGGGGGGCAUUACCCAGGCCCCAGCGGGCAGAGGGGCUUCGGGUAAGGGGCAGUUUGAUGCGGCCCCUUCCCCAGCCCAGCAUCCCCGCGGUUCCCUCCCUAUAAAGGGGGACAGAGCUCCGAGCACUUUAACACCUUCGCCUUCAGGGCUCGCCUGUCAUUUUCCUCGGUGCACAGAUUUCCUGUUUUGAGAACUAGGCUGAUAGCUUUGUUGGAGCAAAUAGUAGAAAUGGGGUUCUGUGGUGACUGCGUUUGGUUGUUGAGGCUCACGGCCGGUUGGGGAGAGUGCUUGUGAAUGCCCCUGGAUUGAUUCACUGAGCCCUCUGUAACUUAGAGCUGCAGCAUUUGGAGGAAACAGCAGAGACAAAAUGGACAGUUAAUAAAAGGAACAACUGUAUGCUGCCUGAUCUAGAGGGCACUUGCUGCCCUUCAGGAACUUUCCUCCUCACACACGCUCUUUAUACAGCAAAUCUUUAUCUUCUGUCUCUUUUUUUCCCCUACCUUCGUCUGGGAAAUGAAACUGGAACAGACAUUUCUGGAAAUGACAGACUCGAUUGGUGCAGUUGGGAAGAUGCGAUUCGCAGUUAAAAUGAAAAUUGAAAUUCGUCCCGUUUUUUUUUUUUUUUUUCAUAGUGAUCUGCAUUUUGUGUUUUAUGAUUUUUCACCUCUUCGCACAGCCGUGCUUGUGUGGUCGGGUGUUUCUGAACCCUUCAAGUGAUGGCAUCCAUUGCAUCAGAUUGCCGAGAGGUACCCCAGCAGCAGAAAUGAUGGAAGAAUUGCAUAGCCUGGACCCACGAAGGCAGGAACUACUGGAGGCCAGGUUCACCGGGGUUGGUGUUGCUAAGGGUCCAUUAAAUAGCGAGUCUUCCAACCAGAGCUUAUGCAGCGUGGGUUCUCUCAGUGAUAAAGAACUGGAGACUCCUGAGAAAAAACAGAAUGACCAGCGGAAUAGAAAAAGGAAAGCAGAAGCAUAUGAGACCAGUCAAGGAAAAGGCACUCCUAGAGGACAUAAAAUUAGUGACUAUUUUGAGUUUGCUGGGGGAAGCGGCCCAGGAACCAGUCCUGGUAGAAGUGUGCCACCAGUUGCCAGAUCAUCACCGCAGCAUUCCUUAUCCAACCCCUUACCACGGCGAGUGGAGCAGCCGCUGUAUGGGGUAGACGGCAGCACAGCAAAGGAACCACAGGAGGAUCACUCUGCUCUGCCAACGCUGAUGUCGGUGAUGCUGGCGAAACAGCGGCUAGAGAGUGAGCAGCUGGCACAGAGGGGAGGUGGCCUCUGCUUUACUUUUGUCUCGGCCCAGCAAGGCAGCCCAUCUUCUACGGGAUCAGGGAACACUGAGCAUUCCUGCACUUCCCAAAAACAGAUUUCCAUCCAGCACAAACAGUCACAGUCGGACCUCACAAUGGAAAAAAUAUCUGCACUAGAAAACAGUAAGAACUCUGACUUGGAGAAGAAGGAAGGGAGGAUAGAUGACUUACUAAGAGCCAACUGCGAUUUGAGACGGCAGAUAGAUGAACAACAAAAGAUGCUGGAGAAGUACAAGGAGCGGUUGAAUAGAUGUGUAACGAUGAGCAAGAAGCUCCUUAUAGAAAAGUCAAAACAGGAGAAGAUGGCGUGCAGAGAUAAGAGCAUGCAGGAUCGAUUGAGGCUAGGUCACUUCACUACGGUGCGGCACGGGGCGUCCUUCACCGAGCAGUGGACAGAUGGCUAUGCCUUCCAGAACCUCAUCAAGCAACAGGAAAGGAUAAAUUCCCAGCGGGAAGAAAUAGAAAGGCAACGAAAGAUGUUAGCAAAACGGAAGCCACCUGCAAUGGGACAGACCCCCCCAGCAAGCAAUGAGCAGAAGCAGCGCAAGAACAAGACCAACGGAGCAGAAAAUGAAACGUUAACGCUAGCAGAAUACCAUGAACAGGAAGAAAUCUUCAAACUCCGACUGGGUCAUCUGAAAAAGGAAGAAGCAGAGAUCCAGGCAGAGCUGGAACGGCUAGAGAGGGUUAGAAAUCUACAUAUCAGGGAAUUGAAAAGGAUACACAAUGAAGAUAACUCACAGUUUAAAGACCAUCCAACGCUAAACGAUAGAUAUUUGUUGCUACAUCUUCUGGGUCGGGGAGGCUUCAGUGAGGUAUAUAAGGCAUUUGAUUUAACGGAACAGAGAUACGUAGCUGUGAAAAUACACCAGUUAAAUAAAAACUGGAGAGAUGAGAAGAAAGAAAACUAUCACAAACAUGCGUGUAGAGAGUACAGAAUUCACAAAGAACUGGAUCAUCCUCGAAUAGUUAAGCUAUAUGACUACUUUUCACUGGAUACUGACUCGUUUUGUACAGUGUUAGAAUACUGUGAGGGAAACGAUCUGGACUUCUACCUGAAACAGCACAAGUUAAUGUCGGAGAAGGAGGCACGAUCCAUUAUCAUGCAGAUUGUGAAUGCUUUAAAAUACUUAAAUGAAAUCAAACCUCCCAUCAUACACUAUGACCUUAAACCAGGUAACAUUCUUCUAGUCAAUGGUACUGCAUGCGGAGAGAUAAAAAUCACAGAUUUUGGGCUUUCCAAAAUCAUGGAUGAUGACAGCUACAACUCUGUUGAUGGCAUGGAGCUGACAUCGCAGGGGGCUGGUACUUACUGGUAUUUGCCACCAGAAUGUUUCGUGGUUGGGAAAGAACCUCCAAAGAUUUCAAAUAAAGUUGAUGUCUGGUCAGUAGGGGUCAUCUUCUAUCAGUGUCUCUAUGGCAGAAAGCCCUUUGGCCACAACCAGUCACAACAAGAUAUUCUACAGGAGAACACGAUUCUGAAAGCUACCGAGGUGCAGUUCCCUCCAAAGCCAGUAGUCACACCAGAAGCAAAGGCAUUUAUCAGGCGUUGUUUGGCCUACCGAAAGGAGGAUCGGAUAGAUGUCCAGCAGCUGGCCUGUGACCCAUACUUGCUGCCUCACAUCCGCAAAUCUGUAUCCACAAGCAGCCCAGCUGGAGCUGCAAUUGCAUCAACCUCUGGAUCAUCCAAUAACAGCUCUUCAAACUGACACAGAAUAAUAGGCCAAAAACUGCUUGAGAAACCGGCAAAAAGACUUUCAGAAACGGCUUUGGAGUAGAGGAAUCCGCAAGGGUCUUGAGAAACCUGUACCAGGUGCUUUUUUUCUCUUGCUUUUUUCCAUCCAUAGAGCAUGACAACAUCUAAUCUCAUCAAGAAAACCGUCAGCAUCUAGGCCAAGCCAUGUGGAUAGGAGGUGGCUUGAGGUUUGUCCAGCAAAUGACCACAGAGUGUGGCUGCUCUGAACAAGGAGGGGAAACUCAAGAAAAUAUAAGAAAAAAAAGACAUGGUUCCACGUACUGUGAACUUCUGAACAUGCAGCCUUGGGGAAUCCAGAACGCCGUGUGUGCUUCAUAUGAAGAAUGUGGACUUUGGAAAAAGACUGGUCGAGUCCAGUGUUGAUAUUUAAACAUUGUUCUUUUUCUUUUAAUAAAGUUUAGGUAACAUCUCCUGAAAAGCUCGAAGCACCAAGGUUCAGCUGGGGAUGGUAUAUGACUCUUUGCCCUUUGGAGGGGAAAAAAGUUGAUCCUGCCUGUUCAUGGCACUAGCGUUAGUGUUUUACCCCUAAUUAAUUUCAGUUUUUUAAAAAUAACAAUUUUUUGGAAGAAAACAGUUUUCUGGUCUCAAAGUGAAACCCGUAUUAGCAGGUUGAUGGCAUUCUGCAGAUGGUGCAGCUUUCUGCUCCCUUGGCGUGGCCUCUUACAAGUAAUUCACCUUCUCAGGAGAGCGGUGAAGCUCACAGGCAGGCCUGCAUGGAUCUGCUGUGCUCGGAGUGGAUUACAGUUCAGACUGCCACCAGGUUUUCAGCUGCUGCUUCAUCGCUCUCUCAACGGUUGCACCUUUUUAAUUUAUUUGAAGUGCUGUUCUUUUUGAAAACACACCCUGCCAUGCUCAUGAUGUGCUCUCUGCUCUUGUGAGCAUGAUAUCUGCUGACAGUUGAGGAGGCAGGCUGCGAACAGGAAAGAAUUGGAGCACAGCUCAGUUGAUCACAGGUGUAAUCUGUGCUCGCACAGUACUGUACAUAUCUCAUUCAUGUUAAAAAAAAAAAAAAUCCAAAGCUGAAGAAAGAAGGCUUGUCUUGUUCUUCUCACUUAGGUGACUUGGCAGGAAGGCUUCCUCUCUCCCUUAGCAUUUUCCUUUGUAAAACUUGCUGACUUUUCUAACUUGCUGCCGUCGCUGCACCAGAUCGCAAGUGGAGGGGAAGGAGAUAAUGUUCCAGAAGGGAACAAAUAUCCUCAUUAUUUCUGUCACCCUUCUGUAAUCUGCCUGGAGGGGGCUUGCACCUCUAGCUGGAAUCUGCCUGCUGGGAAACAUCAGCCUGUUGUCCCCACCGUGCCCCCUUCCCCCCUGCGUUGAAGGAGGACUGAAAACACACACCAAAAAGCGCAGCGCUUGAACAUGUGGCAGCCAGCUUGGAGCGUUCCUAACAUGUGGCAGCAGUCCCUGGCCAGGAAAAUUUAAAGAUGCAGUGUUCAAGAACAAAGCUUUUUGUGGGAGAGAGGCAGUGCCACUACUGCCAUCCAGGGCCUUGUGUAAAGAGCAGGUGGUCCCAUGCACGCUUCCUAUCCUGAUACCCAGACCUGUGUGCUGUGGGCUAUUGCAUGGCACCUCUGGGUCGCUCCUGCAGCUCCAGCAGUGUGUGGGGCACGCAGUACCUGCAUGGUGUUCCUGUGGCAAGCAGUGCUGCUCUCAGCCAUGCACUUUCUGAGGGAACUCGCAUUUGCCUGCAUUACUGGAAGCCAUCCUCCGUGUUAUUUGCUCAGGAUCCCGUGUUUAACUGAAAAAAAAAAUGAGUAAUUAAGCAAAUUGAUCUGGGAAGCACGGAACCGUGCUUUGAUUUUAAUUGCAGCUGUGUGAAGGUGGUCUCUGAACUGUAGUAUCGGAAACAAAAGAAAUACUGCAUCUUUAAAUACUCGGCCAUCAUUUUGUGGCCCUUUUAUCCUUGCUGGUCUGUUCCAGAAAUAACUGUUCAGACAGCAGUGAUUCCACGAAUCCGUCAGGCAAAAUCAGGGUUGAUGCUUCGUCCUGUUUGCUGCAAUGGCUGAUCUGGUAUCUGUCCACAGCGGGGAGAAUUCUAAAAGGGUUUUUUGUAUCCCAGCCCCGUUGUUUCUUGGCCAUACAGUGUGUGCUAUCUCUGUGGGUGUGAGUAGUUUUGUGUCAUGCAUUUAUUCCUGCUGUGUGACACCCAUUCAGGGGCCUGGGGACAGCAUUAGCCUUUUCUGGGGCUGAAAGCAGUGAAGAACCCUGGUAGAAUUCUAGCUGCAGCACCUUGUUAAUACGGGUUUCACUUCCAAUAACAGACCCUAUUGCCACACUGUUCAUUUACUUAAAGAGAAGUGUAUGAAGAAUUUGUAACUUAAACCAGGCCAGACUGUUUUGGCUCUACCCAACAGAUGAGACAUGGAUAUUAAAAUAAGUUUUAAGAAACUGA